Canis lupus familiaris (dog) is the source of this 7145-nucleotide messenger RNA. RefSeq names its product coagulation factor VIII (gene F8). Gene Ontology annotation, molecular function: oxidoreductase activity; copper ion binding. Lineage: Eukaryota; Metazoa; Chordata; Mammalia; Carnivora; Canidae. The record is from RefSeq and is marked provisional.
AUGCAAGUAGAGCUCUACACCUGCUGCUUUCUGUGCCUUUUGCCCUUCAGCCUUAGUGCCACCAGAAAAUACUACCUCGGUGCAGUGGAACUGUCCUGGGACUAUAUGCAAAGUGACCUGCUCAGUGCGCUGCACGCGGACACAAGCUUUUCUUCCAGGGUGCCAGGAUCUUUGCCACUCACCACGUCAGUCACGUACAGAAAGACUGUGUUUGUAGAGUUUACAGAUGACCUUUUCAACAUUGCCAAGCCCAGGCCACCGUGGAUGGGCCUGCUGGGUCCUACCAUCCAGGCUGAGGUUUAUGACACAGUGGUCAUUGUCCUUAAGAACAUGGCUUCUCAUCCUGUCAGCCUUCACGCUGUUGGUGUAUCCUAUUGGAAAGCUUCUGAAGGUGCUGAGUAUGAGGAUCAGACCAGCCAAAAGGAGAAGGAAGAUGAUAAUGUCAUUCCUGGUGAAAGCCAUACCUAUGUCUGGCAGGUCCUGAAAGAGAAUGGCCCAAUGGCCUCUGAUCCACCAUGUCUCACCUACUCAUAUUUUUCACACGUGGACCUGGUGAAAGACCUGAAUUCAGGCCUCAUUGGAGCCCUGCUGGUUUGCAAAGAAGGGAGUCUGGCCAAAGAAAGGACACAGACCUUGCAGGAAUUUGUCCUACUUUUUGCUGUAUUUGAUGAAGGGAAAAGUUGGCACUCAGAAACAAAUGCGUCUUUGACACAGGCUGAGGCCCAGCAUGAGCUGCACACCAUCAAUGGCUAUGUAAACAGGUCUCUGCCAGGUCUUACUGUGUGUCACAAGAGAUCAGUCUAUUGGCAUGUGAUUGGAAUGGGCACCACCCCCGAAGUGCACUCAAUUUUUCUCGAAGGUCACACAUUUCUUGUGAGGAACCACCGCCAGGCCUCCUUGGAGAUCUCACCAAUUACUUUCCUUACUGCUCAGACAUUCCUGAUGGACCUUGGCCAGUUUCUACUGUUUUGUCAUAUCCCUUCCCAUCAACAUGAUGGUAUGGAAGCUUAUGUCAAAGUAGAUAGCUGCCCAGAGGAACCCCAGCUGCGCAUGAAAAAUAAUGAAGAUAAAGAUUAUGAUGAUGGUCUUUAUGAUUCUGACAUGGACGUAGUUAGCUUUGAUGACGACAGCUCUUCUCCCUUUAUCCAAAUCCGCUCAGUUGCCAAGAAGCAUCCUAAAACUUGGGUCCACUAUAUUGCUGCUGAGGAGGAGGACUGGGACUAUGCUCCCUCAGGCCCCACCCCCAAUGAUAGAAGUCAUAAAAAUCUGUAUUUGAACAAUGGUCCUCAGCGGAUUGGUAAGAAGUACAAAAAAGUCCGAUUUGUGGCAUACACAGAUGAGACAUUUAAGACUCGUGAAGCUAUUCAGUAUGAAUCAGGAAUCCUGGGACCUUUACUUUAUGGAGAAGUUGGAGACACACUGCUGAUUAUAUUUAAGAAUCAAGCCAGCCGGCCAUAUAACAUCUACCCUCAUGGGAUCAAUUAUGUCACUCCUCUGCACACAGGGAGAUUGCCAAAAGGUGUGAAACAUUUGAAAGAUAUGCCAAUUCUGCCGGGAGAGAUAUUCAAGUAUAAAUGGACAGUGACCGUAGAAGAUGGACCAACUAAAUCAGAUCCUCGGUGCCUGACCCGAUAUUACUCAAGCUUCAUUAAUCUGGAGAGAGAUCUAGCUUCAGGACUCAUUGGCCCUCUUCUCAUCUGCUACAAAGAAUCUGUAGAUCAAAGAGGAAACCAGAUGAUGUCAGACAAGAGAAAUGUCAUCCUGUUUUCUGUAUUUGAUGAGAAUCGAAGCUGGUACCUCACAGAGAAUAUGCAGCGCUUCCUCCCCAAUGCAGAUGUAGUGCAGCCCCAUGACCCAGAGUUCCAACUCUCUAACAUCAUGCACAGCAUCAAUGGCUAUGUUUUUGACAACUUGCAGCUGUCAGUUUGUUUGCAUGAGGUGGCGUACUGGUACAUUCUAAGUGUUGGAGCACAAACUGACUUCCUGUCUGUCUUCUUCUCUGGAUAUACCUUCAAACACAAAAUGGUCUAUGAAGACACACUUACCCUCUUCCCAUUCUCAGGAGAAACUGUCUUCAUGUCAAUGGAAAACCCAGGUCUGUGGGUUCUGGGGUGCCACAACUCAGACUUUCGGAACAGAGGCAUGACAGCCUUACUGAAGGUUUCUAGUUGUAACAGGAACAUUGAUGAUUAUUAUGAGGACACAUACGAAGAUAUUCCAACUCCCCUGCUAAAUGAAAACAAUGUAAUUAAACCUAGAAGCUUCUCCCAGAAUUCAAGGCACCCUAGCACUAAGGAAAAGCAAUUGAAAGCCACCACAACUCCAGAAAAUGACAUAGAGAAGAUUGACCUUCAAUCUGGAGAAAGAACACAGCUGAUUAAAGCACAAAGUGUCUCCUCUAGUGAUUUGUUGAUGCUGUUGGGACAGAAUCCUACUCCACGUGGACUGUUCUUAUCUGAUCUCCGAGAGGCCACAGAUAGAGCCGAUGACCAUUCACGUGGAGCAAUAGAAAGAAACAAGGGCCCACCUGAAGUGGCAAGUCUCAGACCAGAGCUCCGUCACAGUGAGGACAGAGAAUUUACUCCUGAGCCAGAACUGCAGUUAAGAUUAAAUGAGAAUUUGGGGACAAAUACAACAGUAGAGUUGAAGAAACUUGAUUUAAAAAUUUCUAGUUCAUCAGACAGUCUAAUGACUUCACCAACAAUUCCAUCAGAUAAGUUGGCAGCAGCUACUGAAAAGACAGGUUCCUUAGGACCCCCAAAUAUGUCAGUUCACUUUAACAGUCAUUUAGGUACCAUUGUAUUUGGCAAUAAUUCAUCCCACCUUAUUCAGUCUGGUGUACCUUUGGAAUUGAGUGAAGAAGAUAAUGAUUCCAAGUUGUUAGAAGCACCUUUAAUGAAUAUUCAAGAAAGUUCACUGAGAGAAAAUGUAUUAUCAAUGGAGAGUAAUAGGUUAUUUAAAGAAGAAAGAAUUCGUGGACCUGCUUCAUUAAUCAAAGAUAAUGCUUUAUUCAAAGUUAAUAUCUCUUCGGUAAAGACAAACAGGGCACCAGUUAACUUAACAACUAAUAGAAAGACUCGUGUUGCUAUCCCAACAUUAUUAAUUGAGAACAGUACCUCAGUCUGGCAAGAUAUUAUGUUAGAAAGGAAUACUGAGUUUAAAGAAGUAACUUCUUUGAUUCAUAAUGAAACGUUUAUGGACAGAAAUACUACAGCUCUGGGGCUAAAUCAUGUGUCAAAUAAAACUACUUUAUCAAAAAAUGUGGAAAUGGCCCACCAAAAAAAAGAAGACCCUGUGCCACUACGUGCAGAAAAUCCAGAUCUAUCAUCCUCCAAGAUACCGUUCUUGCCAGAUUGGAUAAAGACCCAUGGCAAGAACUCCCUAAGCUCUGAGCAAAGGCCCAGUCCAAAACAAUUAACAUCUUUAGGAUCAGAAAAAUCUGUGAAAGAUCAGAACUUUUUGUCAGAGGAGAAGGUGGUAGUAGGAGAGGAUGAAUUUACGAAGGACACAGAACUCCAAGAGAUUUUUCCAAACAACAAGAGCAUAUUUUUUGCUAACUUGGCUAAUGUCCAAGAAAAUGAUACAUACAAUCAAGAAAAAAAAUCUCCGGAAGAGAUAGAAAGAAAGGAAAAAUUAACCCAGGAGAAUGUGGCUUUGCCUCAGGCACAUACUAUGAUUGGCACUAAGAACUUCCUGAAGAACCUUUUCUUACUAAGCACUAAGCAAAAUGUAGCAGGUUUAGAAGAGCAGCCAUAUACUCCAAUACUUCAAGACACCAGGUCAUUAAAUGAUUCGCCACAUAGUGAAGGGAUUCAUAUGGCCAAUUUCUCAAAAAUAAGGGAAGAAGCAAACUUGGAAGGCUUGGGAAAUCAAACAAACCAAAUGGUAGAGAGGUUUCCAAGCACUACGAGGAUGUCUUCUAAUGCAAGUCAGCAUGUUAUCACUCAACGUGGUAAGCGGAGUUUGAAACAACCCAGACUCUCACAAGGAGAAAUAAAGUUUGAAAGGAAGGUUAUUGCAAAUGACACUUCAACCCAGUGGUCCAAAAACAUGAACUAUUUGGCCCAGGGAACCCUCACACAGAUAGAGUAUAAUGAGAAAGAAAAAAGGGCCAUUACUCAGUCCCCCCUAUCAGAUUGUUCUAUGAGGAAUCAUGUCACCAUUCAAAUGAAUGACUCUGCAUUACCCGUUGCAAAGGAAUCAGCAUCUCCAUCAGUUAGACAUACAGAUCUGACCAAGAUCCCAUCCCAACACAACUCUUCUCAUCUUCCAGCAUCAGCCUGUAAUUAUACCUUUAGAGAGAGGACUUCUGGAGUCCAAGAAGGCAGUCAUUUCUUACAAGAAGCCAAAAGAAAUAACCUCUCUUUAGCCUUUGUAACCUUAGGAAUAACUGAAGGGCAAGGAAAGUUCAGCUCCCUGGGGAAAAGUGCCACAAACCAACCCAUGUACAAGAAACUUGAAAACACUGUUCUCUUGCAACCAGGCUUGUCCGAAACAUCUGACAAAGUUGAAUUACUUUCUCAAGUUCAUGUUGAUCAAGAAGACUCUUUCCCUACAAAAACUAGCAAUGAUUCUCCUGGCCACCUGGAUCUCAUGGGAAAGAUCUUCCUUCAGAAAACACAGGGACCUGUUAAAAUGAAUAAAACAAAUAGCCCUGGAAAAGUGCCCUUUCUGAAAUGGGCAACAGAAAGCUCUGAAAAGAUUCCCUCCAAGCUGCUGGGUGUCCUUGCUUGGGAUAACCACUAUGAUACCCAGAUACCAAGUGAAGAGUGGAAAUCCCAAAAAAAGUCACAGACGAACACAGCUUUUAAAAGGAAAGACACCAUUUUGCCCCUGGGCCCUUGUGAAAAUAAUGAUUCAACAGCAGCAAUAAAUGAAGGACAAGAUAAGCCCCAAAGAGAAGCUAUGUGGGCAAAGCAAGGAGAGCCUGGAAGGUUGUGCUCUCAAAACCCACCAGUCUCAAAACACCAUCAAAGGGAAAUAACCGUUACUACUCUUCAGCCAGAGGAAGACAAAUUUGAGUAUGAUGACACCUUCUCAAUUGAAAUGAAGAGAGAAGAUUUUGACAUCUACGGCGACUAUGAAAAUCAGGGCCUCCGCAGCUUUCAAAAGAAAACACGACACUAUUUCAUUGCUGCAGUGGAGCGUCUCUGGGAUUAUGGGAUGAGUAGAUCUCCCCAUAUACUAAGAAACAGGGCUCAAAGUGGGGAUGUCCAGCAGUUCAAGAAGGUGGUUUUCCAGGAAUUUACUGAUGGAUCCUUUACUCAGCCCUUAUACCGUGGAGAACUGAACGAACACUUGGGACUCUUGGGGCCAUAUAUAAGAGCAGAAGUUGAAGACAAUAUCGUGGUAACUUUCAAAAACCAGGCCUCUCGUCCCUACUCCUUCUAUUCUAGUCUUAUUUCUUAUGACGAAGAUGAGGGACAAGGAGCAGAACCUAGAAGAAAGUUUGUCAACCCUAAUGAAACCAAAAUUUACUUUUGGAAAGUGCAGCAUCAUAUGGCACCCACUAAAGAUGAGUUUGACUGCAAAGCCUGGGCUUAUUUUUCUGAUGUUGAUCUGGAGAAAGAUGUGCACUCAGGCUUGAUUGGACCCCUUCUGAUCUGCCGCAGUAACACACUGAACCCUGCUCAUGGGAGACAAGUGACAGUGCAGGAGUUUGCCCUGGUUUUCACUAUAUUCGAUGAGACUAAGAGCUGGUACUUCACUGAAAACCUGGAAAGGAACUGCAGAGCUCCCUGCAAUGUCCAGAAGGAGGACCCUACUCUAAAAGAAAACUUCCGCUUCCAUGCAAUCAACGGCUAUGUGAAGGAUACACUCCCUGGCUUAGUAAUGGCUCAGGAUCAAAAGGUUCGAUGGUAUCUGCUCAGCAUGGGCAGCAACGAAAACAUUCAUUCCAUUCACUUCAGUGGACAUGUGUUCACUGUACGGAAAAAAGAGGAAUAUAAAAUGGCAGUCUACAACCUCUAUCCAGGUGUUUUUGAGACUGUGGAAAUGCUACCAUCCCAAGUUGGAAUCUGGCGGAUAGAAUGCCUUAUCGGCGAGCACCUGCAAGCCGGGAUGAGCACUCUGUUUCUGGUGUACAGCAAGAAGUGUCAGACUCCACUGGGGAUGGCUUCCGGACACAUUAGAGAUUUUCAGAUUACAGCUUCAGGACAAUAUGGACAGUGGGCCCCAAAGCUGGCCAGACUUCAUUAUUCCGGAUCAAUCAAUGCCUGGAGCACCAAGGAUCCCUUUUCCUGGAUCAAGGUGGAUCUCUUGGCACCGAUGAUUAUUCACGGCAUCAUGACCCAGGGGGCCCGCCAGAAGUUCUCCAGCCUCUACGUGUCUCAGUUUAUCAUCAUGUACAGUCUGGAUGGCAACAAGUGGCACAGUUACCGAGGGAAUUCCACGGGGACCUUAAUGGUCUUCUUUGGCAACGUGGAUUCAUCUGGGAUCAAACACAAUAUUUUUAACCCUCCGAUUAUUGCUCAGUACAUCCGUUUGCACCCAACCCAUUACAGCAUCCGCAGCACUCUUCGCAUGGAGCUCUUGGGCUGUGACUUCAACAGUUGCAGCAUGCCGCUGGGGAUGGAGAGUAAAGCAAUAUCAGAUGCUCAGAUCACUGCCUCGUCCUACCUAAGCAGUAUGCUUGCCACUUGGUCUCCUUCCCAAGCCCGGCUGCACCUGCAGGGCAGGACUAAUGCCUGGAGACCUCAGGCAAAUAACCCAAAAGAGUGGCUGCAAGUGGACUUCCGGAAGACCAUGAAAGUCACAGGAAUAACCACCCAGGGGGUGAAAUCUCUCCUCAUCAGCAUGUAUGUGAAGGAGUUCCUCAUCUCCAGUAGUCAAGAUGGCCAUAACUGGACUCUGUUUCUUCAGAAUGGCAAAGUCAAGGUCUUCCAGGGAAACCGGGACUCCUCCACGCCUGUGCGGAACGCUCUCGAACCCCCGCUGGUGGCUCGCUACGUGCGCCUGCACCCGCAGAGCUGGGCGCACCACAUCGCCCUGAGGCUGGAGGUCCUGGGCUGCGACACCCAGCAGCCCGCCUGACCCGCGCCUCUGCGGCCCUGUCUCCCCUGCCUCCCUGCCCUGUCCCCGCGGCUUCCCGGGCCCUGACCCCCACCUCUCCAGCCUGUCCCCGUGGCCUCCUGGGCCCUGUGCCC